AUGGACUAUGGAAGCUUGAAGGUCACCGACCUGAAGGCUGAACUGAAGAAGCGUGGUAUCCCGCAGACAGGAUUGCGAGUGAAGCAGAAUUUUAUCGACCGGCUUAUCCAAGACGACAAUGAGCGCGCUGGUACCUCGUCUGAGACCCCAGCUGAGCCAGUUGAGCCAGCACCGGCGCCGGCACAGCAGCCGACAAACGCGGCAUAUCAAGAACCACCACCCGAACCUCCUCAAGCUCCGGUGCCCCAAGCAGCGCAAUUGCCAUCGAAACCGGUAGAGGAGCCUCCUGCGCAGCAGAUCUUGACGACUGAAGUACAGCAGACCGUUGUACCGGAGUCAGCUCCUGCGCCUGUUCCUACACAAAAGGUUACUAGCAUUUCACAGCUUAUUGAACCAGUGUCGGCUCCCCCUGUCGCCCAAGCACCUGUACCUACGCCGAAACCUGCGGUAGCAGAGACUGUGCCUGCUCCAGUGACGGAAUUGGCAGUGGAAGAUGUUACUCCCGCGCUGGCUGCCCCCGCACCCGAACCAGAACCCGUUAAAGAGCCUGUCCAAGAGCCGGUUAAAGACGAAAGCGUGAAUAAAUCACCGUCCGCGGAUAUAGAGGCUAUAAGGGAAGAUACGGAUGAGUCGAGGAAACGGAAACGGCGAAGUCAAACUCCUCCUCCUUCCCCCAGGAGCAUCGCACUGAAGAAAGCGAGACUCGAGGAGGAGCAGCAACAAUCUCGGUCCACACAGGAAGAGAUCAAAGGCGAGGAGCGCAAGGAAGAGCAAGAGGCGCUUGCUGCGGCGCCGGUGAUUGCUGAACCGCCAGCUCGAGACACAGAUGUGGAAAUGAAAGAGGGUACACCCCCCGCGCCGGAACCGAAGCAAGAGGCCGAAGAGGAUGAGUCUAAGGAUCGGGUAGAAACUCAAGCACCAGGCCAUGAGGAACCUUCGGAUAGAAAUGAAAAACCUCAUGCUCAAAGGAAACCAGUUGGUGAUGCAAGGUUCAAGGAUCUAUUCCCUGCCACGAAUGGGGCUCCCUUGCGUCCCGAGUCGCCUCCUCCUGCUGAAGGAGAUGACCGUAUGGUGUCUCCUGCUUUACACCCAGCUACCACCGCUCUAUAUAUCCGUGACUUCAUGCGGCCAUUGCAGCCCGCAGCACUGAAACGACACCUAUGCUCGCUGGCUGUGCCGCCGAAUUCUUCCCCAGAUCCUGACGUUAUUGUUGAUUUCUUCUUGGACUCCAUCAAAACUCACUGUUUCGCCAGCUUUACAAGCAUUGCAGCUGCUUCUCGGGUUCGAGCCGCCUUGCACGACGCUAUCUGGCCAGAAGAGCGCACCCGCAAACCACUAUGGGCCGACUUCAUCCCAGAAGAGAAAGUGAAAGAAUGGAUAGAAAUUGAAGUGGCGCCCGGAAACAGUGGCCGGGGAGGUCCCCGCUGGGAAGUUACCUAUGAUGAGACCGAGGAUGGUAUAAAAGCAAGACUCCAAGAGGCCUCGUCAAUAACCAGUGGGCCACCUCGUCCCUACGAUUCUAGCCAAGGACGAGAACCACCAACUGGCCCUCGAGCAGACAGAAUGGGCCCCGGAGGCCGUCAGGGAAGUCAACAGAUAGGCCCAUCGGGUAGCAAGAUGCCAGAACACGGCUUUAAAGCUCUUGAUGACAGGUUUCUUUCUACCGUCGCAAAACCGAAGUUGUACUAUCUCCCUGUGGCCCGAGAGGUCUCAUACAGACGCCUCGAUCAGUUUGACGAUCUGGCCAGGGCUGGCCCAGUAUCCAAACGGGGUGGCGAUGAGAUGUUCAGGUACACCUUCGAGGACACUGAUCAGUUCGUCGUUCAAGGGCCAGAGUACGGCUCUCGGCGCGGUGGUAGAGGAAGAGGAGGUGGGCGUGGUGGGCGAGGAGAUUGGGGAAGCAGCUGGAGAGACGGUCCCUGGAGAGGUAGACGAUGA
This is a messenger RNA of Trichophyton rubrum CBS 118892, 1938 nucleotides long. RefSeq lists its product as uncharacterized. Bases 1 to 1938 code for a protein of 645 amino acids. The record is from RefSeq and is a predicted model, not a curated record. NCBI's taxonomy places the organism in Eukaryota, Fungi, Ascomycota, Eurotiomycetes, Onygenales, Arthrodermataceae. The transcript has a single exon.